UGGUCCUUUAUUACAGGUGUAUGGCAGCUCUAUUAUUCAAGAUGCAGGGCUGCUGUCCCAGGCAAAACUGGCUAGAGUAAUAAAUGGUGGCUUUUGGAAAUGGCCUCGCCUCCUGCUAGAUCUCCCCAACUAGUACAAAUUCAAAUGCAUUUGUUUGAUUUCUACCCAAAGGAAGGAGAGGAGGAUUCAGUAGGAUGGUUGCCUUCCUCUUCUGGCUCUUUCAGAACUGGGCAAACCUGGCACUGGUUAAGAAGCGAGCAAGAUAGGAAAAUAUGGUAUAAGCUGUUCUGGUUCUCUCAGGCUAUUCCCAAGCACAAUUUCAUAAGUUGGCUAGCUAUUCUCAAUAGAUUGAGCACAAGGACUAGGCAAAGGAAAUGGACUCCUGCUAUCCUUGAUACAUGCAUCCUAUGCAACAACAAUUCUGAAACAAAUGAGCACCUACUUUUUAAAUGCAGUUAUGCAGGAAGAGUAUGGCAGCAGCUCAGCAACAUGCUUGCCAUCCCUUUCACUGAUUCUUGGAGUGGCUAGCUAAGUUGGAUGGGGAAAAAGGUUAGAAGAAAAUCCUUAUACUGUGUUUUAAUCAAGUUAGCAUGGAAUGCUGCAGUUUACCAUAUCUGGAUGGAGAGGAACAAGAGAAUUCACCAGAAAAUUUUUAAGAAUUACAGUGCUAUUGUACAUGAAAUCAAAUCUGAUGUCAGGU
Messenger RNA from Rubroshorea leprosula, 700 nucleotides. NCBI's taxonomy places the organism in Eukaryota, Viridiplantae, Streptophyta, Magnoliopsida, Malvales, Dipterocarpaceae. The record is from the annotation of a GenBank genome assembly.